GACCGUAGACUGUAUCCUCAAGAAUUACCGUUGGACUUUGCUUCCAGAGUUGCGAUUAUCUGAGGUUUUGUUUCUGAAGAAGCUCGCCCCACAAGUGCAUACCGACGCUAAAACAACCCCGCCGGCCCGCAAGACUACCUAAAACCCGAGCUAUUUCGAACCGAUCACCACAAAAUUCCAUACCUAUUUCCUAUUCACCAACAUUCAUUGCAACAUAAAUUCGAUACAAUGAGCAAGAAAGCCGCGGUUCCAGACGCUUGGGAUGACGAUUGGGAAUCACAAGCGGAUAAGGCAGAUGCUGCUGCAGAAGUCGAAAAGGCCGAGGAAGAGGUGAAGGUCACCAAAGCUGAGCGCCUAGCAAGACAUGAUGCAUCCAUGAGAAAAGUUUGGGAAUCUGCGUCCCCGGAACCAGAAGCGCCAUUCUUCCUAGCUACUCGCGAUACCGUUCCGUUAAAGACGGAGUUCAAGCCGACCCUCAAGUUGCUGAGUCGCAAGCCUGCGUCAAAGGUUAUUCAGAAGAUUGAUCCUGUAACAGGUCUGGCUAAAAUGACACUUGAGGAUGACGACGACGAGGAGGAACAAAAGAAAGACCAGCCCACCCCAGAAGAACUACGAGCACGAGCGCAAAGAGAACGGGAGGAGAAACAGAAGAGAUACAACGAAGCCAGGGAGAGAAUCUUAGGCCCUUCCUCCGGUGGCUCGUCCCCUGGAACUGUUACCCCACCGACAGAAGAUGCCAGGAGCAGAAGCGGUAAAGGUCGUGCCCGUGGAAAUGGACGCCAGGAGAACUCGAGACCGCAAAGUCAGUCAGGGAGCAAAGAGUUAUUCGAUCCGAACUAUACCCCCAAACCCGGAGUCAGUAUUCAGAAGCGUGCCGGUGAUGUUGCACGUUCCGGAAGAUCUACACCAAGGGACGAUGAUCAAGUCAUUCGAGCACCAAAAGGACCAGAUGGCAAUGGAAAGGGAUUUGGAUUUGCAAAUCGAGGAGGUAAAAUGGGUUGA
Mollisia scopiformis is the source of this 1002-nucleotide messenger RNA. RefSeq lists its product as uncharacterized. Bases 229 to 1002 code for a protein of 257 amino acids. Lineage: Eukaryota; Fungi; Ascomycota; Leotiomycetes; Helotiales; Mollisiaceae. The record is from RefSeq and is a predicted model, not a curated record. The transcript is spliced from 2 exons.